This is a messenger RNA of Brassica napus (rape), 4247 nucleotides long. Its product is annotated as putative F-box/FBD/LRR-repeat protein At1g22000. NCBI's taxonomy places the organism in Eukaryota, Viridiplantae, Streptophyta, Magnoliopsida, Brassicales, Brassicaceae. Gene Ontology annotation, molecular function: protein binding. The transcript has 5 exons. The coding region runs from base 1856 to 3391 and encodes 511 amino acids. The record is from RefSeq and is a predicted model, not a curated record.
UUGUAGUUAUAACAUUAAUAUUGACCAAAUUAAAAAAUAUAUUAGACUAAGUAUUUGAGUUAAUUAUUCAUGUAAUAGAUAAUUAUUUUAGGUAUUAAUAAUAUUCUAGGUGUUUUGGAUACAUGAUAGGAGAAUAAGAUUGGGUUUGGUACAAGUUUUUUUAGGAUUUUUAUUUUUGAGUUUUUUUGGUAUUCAUUUGGUAUUUAUGUCGGGUUCAGAAUUGUUCAGAUUCAUUUUAAUCGGGCCAGGUUCUGCUCGGAUUUUCAGAAUUGGUUUAUUUGCCCAGCCCUAACAUAUACACACUCCAUGUUGCUUUAUAUUUAUUUUUGUAAAACCACUCAAGAGAAACAGUUAAGAAUAAAAAUUAAAAAAUGAGUUAAGAGAUUUUGUUAAAAGUUGAAGUAUAUUCAAGGAAUUAAAAUGUCAAUUUCUUAAAAUAAAUGUCUUUUUCAUUAUGAUCUUGUGAUCUGAGAGAUUGCAACUAUAGUAUAUUAUAUCCUCAUUUAUCUGAUUGCAGCUUAUAUCAUCUUGAAGGAGAAUUGAAGUAGUUGUGUCUAUCUCAAAUAGGUGGUUCUGUUUUCUUCAGUAUGUCAGACUCGGUGUACAUGUGUUUCAAACUAGAGCAACUCGGAGGAUUGUGUUGUAGUGAUGGAUAAACCUAGACAUCAACAGCUUUUCCAGCAGGGAGCAUGAGUCCUAAUUUUCGACUUCCCAAUCCAAAUGCUUCAGAUGGUUAUGCGGCUUAAGCCAGACAUUAACUACUCCAUUAACGUGUACAGUAUAUGAAAUAUACAUAAGGCCAAUUGAUUUUAGUUACAAUAUAUAGUAGGCCAAUAUAUACGGCCUAUUUGAGUCGGUUAUCAUGUUUAAUAUUUUGACCUAUAAUAUGAGUCGUUUACAAAUCAGAUACUAUGAUAAUCAUGAAUUCUGAAGACGACCUUGUUGACUUCAAGGAGAAGUUGGAUGAAGAUAAAUUGAGCACCAAGUUAUUAUAUUCCUACUGAGAGAUGGUUUACUAAAGAAAAAUGUAAGCUUAGGAUACUUAAGAGUUUUUGCUCAAAAAAAAGGAUAUUUAAGAGUUAUCUAAAUAUUAGUUAUCUAAUGAAUUUAGGAGUUUUUAAUCAUUAUAUAUAAGGAGAUGCUAUAAUGUAGUUAUGAGUGUCUGAGAAAGCUUAAAGGUUUUGUGUGAUUUUGCUUAAGAUUAAUAAGAGAGAUAUUCUUAUUUGUGUUUUUCUUAUAAUCGAGAUCAUAAAACCCAGGUUCUAUAAGCAGCAGUGAUCGAGAAAAAGGAGGUACACAUAUCCUCCAUCUUUCUCUCUCGAAUUAUCAAUAUACAGGGUUAUAAUUCUGAAUAGAAUUAGAUAGAAAAUAUACGAGAGCUAGCAUCUUAUUUUUACUAUCGUUGAUUUCUUUGGAUCGUUUGUGUUAAGUAGGAUUGUGUUCGUUCUACCAAAUUUUCGGUGUUGCUAGCUAGGGUAUCGCGGCUCUUUUAUUAUCCGCAAGAGCAUCUUAUUUUUGUUAUCGUUGAUUUAUGUGGAUCGUUGGUGUUAUUACUAUAGGAUUGUGUUCAUUCUACUGAAUUUUCGGUGUUGGUACGUACUCUGGUUUCGGUUUCGCGGCUCUUUGAUACUAUUAGUAGGAUUGUGUAUGUUCUACUUUGAAGUUUUUUUUUUUUUUGAAUGAAAACUUUGAAGUUUUUAAUAGCAGGGAAACGCAAAUCGUAGUUUUAGAAUCUAAUUUUAGAAAUUUUUACUGUUUGCAGCAACAAUUGCAGAUUGAAAAUCUUUGGAGUGGUAUCGAGACAAGAUUAUUCCGUUCGAGAACGAGACUGUUGAUUUCGUCAGUUGAGAAGAAUAUGGAGUCCAAAUUAUCCACUACUUUGCAAGCAAUAGGCUAUUUAAAGCAGCGAGUUCAGAACCAUUCUGCAAGCUUCCCUGCUGUAGAAGAAAGAUUUAAAAGCAAUGAAAAGCCGGAGUCUAAAGCUAAAUGUAAUGCUGAGACAGAAGCAAAGCUGAAGAACUCAGAGAAAAAUGUGCAGGUUGGUGCUGAAGAAGGGAGGAUUGAUCCCGAUUGUCAAAGAAUAUGUGAUUUGCCAGACGAUUUGCUAUUGCAGAUCUUACUCCACACCCCGACCAAAAAUGCAGUGGCUACUGAGAUCUUGUCUAAACGAUGGCGUCAUGUCUGGAAGAUGCUGGACAAACUCGACUUCAAAGACGACCAAAGCAGCGAGAGCUUUGGGCGAUUUAUUGAAAAGUCACUGCAACUCCAUGAGGCACCAAAACUAGUAACUCUUGUUGUCGAACUGGGUCCAACAUGUGCUGUUGACGUAGACGUCGGAAAGUGGGUUGACAAGGCAGUUAAACACGGUGUGAGAGAGUUGGAUUUCAAUCUCAGUUGGAAAGGAGAGCCCACAAGCUUCUCUAAGAGCCUUUACACAUGCGACACACUCGUUACUUUAACUCUAUCAAACCAGAUUCUCGUAGAUGUUACAUUCCCGGCUACCAUGCCAUCUCUCUUAAAUCUCUCUCUUUUGGACGUGGAGUACAAAGACGAAGACUCUCUUGCUAGGCUUUUAUCAAGUUCCCCUGUUCUCGUCAAACUGAAGGUUGCACGACUUGAUGAGGACAAUUUAACAAACUUUACCGUCAAAGUGCCUUCGUUGAAAAAAUUAACUUAUAAGACUAGAUUUCACGAGGAAGAAGAGGCGGAGGAGGAGGAGGAGGAGGAAGAGGAAAAGGAAGGAGAAGAGGAAUAUCACAUUAGGUCGUUGGUGAUUGAUUGCCCUGCAUUAACACAUUUAAGAAUAUUUGACAAUAGGGCAGACUAUUGUAGUUUGACAGAGAAUAUGUUUUGCCUUGAUAAGGUAUACAUCCCAUACGUUCCUAACCCUGAUGAAAAGUUUCUGACAUGUCUUUCUUCUGUUACACGUCUGUACUUGGAUUUCUCCAAAUCAAUGGUUGCGUGUAGUAACGCCAUCAAUUUCUCUCGGCUCAUAGAAUUAUACUUUACCAUAGAAGAUCCAGUAGAUUGGUUGGAACCAUUUAUUUGUUUGCUUCAAAACUCUCCUAUUCUGAAAGCUCUUACUAUCUUCACCAUUGGAUGUCCUCCAUCUUCAUCUUCGUGGAACCAGCCGAGUACUAUUCCCCCAUGCUUAUCGUCUCAGCUAGAGACUCUUAAGUGGCUAGAUUACGGAGGAAAAGAAGAUGACAAACAACUAAUGACAUACAUUCUGGCUAACUCAAACUGCUUAAAGACGGUGGAUAUCAAGCUCAUACCAACUUGCAAUCUUGAAGAGUGUCAAAAGGAGUUAGAGUCUAUGCCUAGGAUUUCACCAUCAUCUCGCCUUCUUUAUUCCCUCGAGAGGCCUGAAGUUUUUCGUUGGACGGUUUAGAUCAAUGCUCUACAAUUGUUUAGGCGACGUUUAUGAGUGUAGGCAUCGGUCUAGGCAGCAAACCGAUCUUUCUUUUAAAUAAAUCUGAUUUAAGCGGUCUAACCAAGUUGGUUUAAAUCAUUUUAACCGAUUUAAGUUAUUCUAAAUUAGUUUAAUUUGGUUAAAUGAAAUAAGGUCAAAGUGAAUUAUGACUAAUUUGAUUAAUAUAUUAUAUUCACCAUCAAUUUGUCUAUAAACAAGUGAUGAUUUUUGUGUCUCUAAUCCUGAUUCUUUCUAGUAUAUCUCUGUUUUUAAUAUUUUAUUAAUUUAAUUUUUAGUGAAAUACAAAAUUUGAAAAUAAGUAAUAUAACUAUAAGAUAUAUAAUAAAAACUAAUAUUUCGUUAACACCUAAGUUCUAGAUUCCAAAGAAUCAGUCUAGGCGUUUAGUUUAGAUUAUUGGAUGAAAAAGAAUAUUAAUAUUAUUUCUAGAAUGAUCAUAUUAAUAACUUAGAUGUUUUUGUUCUUUUUCAAGUAGAGUCUCGUGGUCAAUGGUGUUUCCCUUUGUCGAUCAUUAUUGUGUCUCUCUUGUCGAAAGUAGUUAUGAGAAUUUGCAUUGAGAGACACAUUUUGUCUUUUCAAUUACAACACAAGGCAUAUUUAUGCUUGUGACACACUUUUUAUGAGUGUUUUACCUAAUUUACUUUCUACUAAGUGUAAACACUAAAGAUUCUAAAGAGAACAAUUAUAAUACUCCUUUUUUAUGUUUCGUUUUUUUCAUCUCUUAAAAUAAAUAUCUAAGAAAUGAAUAAAGUAUUUUGCAAUAACCCAACUUCAGAAAUCUAUGAUCCAAAUUCAAACAGAAAAGGAGGUUCGCAA